Molecule: messenger RNA, 2151 nt
Organism: Dictyostelium purpureum
Lineage: Eukaryota; Evosea; Eumycetozoa; Dictyosteliales; Dictyosteliaceae
Exons: 2
Coding region: 1-2151 (716 amino acids)
Biological process (GO): arginyl-tRNA aminoacylation
Cellular component (GO): cytoplasm
Molecular function (GO): arginine-tRNA ligase activity; ATP binding
Source: RefSeq, a predicted model, not a curated record
AUGAUUAAAAACUCUAUAAUAAUUAAUAAAACUUUUAUAAAUACUAGUUUAUUUAAUAAUAAUAAAAAUAUAUUUAAUAAUAAUAAUAAUAAUAGUCUUUAUUUUUACUAUUCAACAAUCACCCAAUUUAAUAGAGAUAAAAAAUGGUUCGAUUUAUAUAAUAGAUCACCCUACUUAUUAUUACAUUCAUGUUUUAAAGGAAUUUUUGACAAAGCUCUAACUCAAGAAGAAAAGGAAAUGGUAUUCAACAAUAAAAAAAUUAAAUUCCAACCCCAGUUUUCACAAGUGCCAUCAAAAAAAAUAGUAUCAGAUUUUGACUAUGCAAUCAAUAAUUUAGUUGUAGCUUCAAUGUUAUUAAACAAGAAAGAUAAAAACAAUGACUAUAUUUCAAAGAAAAUUAUAGAUACAUUCGAGUCGAAAAAGAAGGAAUUUGAAUUUUCAGAAAUGAUAGAAAAGAUUGAGAUUGGCUCAAAAGGGUAUUUAAAUCUUAGGGUUUCAGAAGAGUAUUUAUUAGAUAUUUUAAAUCUAUGGAUCAAAGGCCAUGAAGGAAAGGGUGCCGAAGCUGACAAGUUCAAGAUAAAAAAUCUGAUAUAUAACGAAAACAACAAAACAGACGACAACAAUAAAAUGCUACCACUUAGAAGCAAAAAGGUAUUGGUAGAUUUCGCAUCCCCAAACAUGUCGAAGGAAUUGCAUGUUGGUCAUUUAAGAUCGAUUGCAUUGGGCGAAUCAGUGUGUAGAAUUUUAGAAUAUAUGGGCCAUGAUGUAGAGCGUAUUAGUCAUGCAGGCGAUUUUGGUACACCAAUGGGAAUAGUUAUAGCACAUUCAUUAGAAACCAAACAACCAUUCCUCAGACAUAUAUGGGAUAAAGAAUACAAAGGUGAAAUCAUCAUACCAACACCAAAAGAACUAUCAGAUAUUUAUAGCGAAUCGAAAGCCAGAACCAAAACAGACCCAGAAUUUAAUAAACGUACAUUGGCAUCUGCUGCUGAGCUUCAAAAAGGACCACCCACUCCAGAUGGGGGUGGUAGUGAUCCAGAUAUAUAUAAUGCUUGGAUUGCAUUGUGCGACGCAAGUAGAAUAGGUUUUAAUCAAGUUUUCGACAUGAUGAACAUUAAUGUCAAUGAAAGAGGUGAAUCGUUCUAUAGAGAAAUGCUACCCAAAGUAAUUGAUGAACUCACUGAAAAAGGAUUUGUCAAGCUUUCAGAGGGAAGAAAAUGCAUAUUUUUAUUUGGUGAAGAUAAAACACCAGUUAUCGUUCAAAAGAGUGACGGUGCAUAUCUCUAUGCCACUACAGAUUUAGCAGCAAUCAAGCAUCGUGUAGAAAAUGAUAAACAAUGGAUUGUAUACAUCACUGACGAUUCACAAAGUGAUCAUUUCGAACAAAUAUUUAAAAUUGCGGAAAAUGCAAAAUGGUUAGAUUUAGAGAAGACCCGUGUUGAUCAUUUAUCAUUCGGUGUUGUACGUGGAUCAAAUGGUUCCAAACUAUCAUCUCGUGAUGGAUCACCUGUAGCAUUAAUCGAUCUCUUACACGAAUCAAUCGAAAGAGCUAAACAAGCAACAUCAAUUUCAAAAUCAUUUACACGUGCAGAAAAGAUCGACUCCGAUCAAAAUGCAAGAGAUAUCACCGUUCCACGUUAUUUGGACUCUGAUGAAACUUUAGAUGAUGUAACAGAUGACCACUUUCAAAAAAUUGGUCUUGGUGCUUUAAAAUACUUCGACUUGACCCACAGAAACAACUCUUACAUUUUCUCAUACGACAAUAUGCUAUCAUUUAAAGGAAACACUAGUAUCUACAUCUUAUACUGUUAUACCCGUAUUUCUACACUUUUCAAAAGAGCCAAUUUUAAUAUAGAUCAAAUAAAUUUAAAUGAAAUCGAUUUUACAAAUCUAACAGAAAAAGAAAGAAAUUUAAUAUUUUUAUUUUCCAGAUUUAGCGAUGUUUUGAAAUCAACCGAGCAAAAUUUAAGACCUGGUUUAAUUUGUGAUUAUCUUUGGGAAAUUGCAAAUAGUUUCCACCAACUCUACGAAUCUGAAAAAUUCAUUGGAUCAGAAAGACAAAACCAAAAACUAUUGAUUUGUUAUGCUACUCAAAGAAUUUUAUCGACCGGUUUGAACUUGUUGGGUGUUGAAACUGUUGAAAAAUUAUAA